GAAGCAUCCCGUGCAAAGGCGCUUUCCAUCCAAGCAUGAAUUGAAGUUUCUCCGGCCGCAUAUAUUCUGACUCUGACGCCACUCACUCACUCAGUCUGCCGCCGCCCGCCUGCUCGAACAACCCUGCGGGCGGGCGUACACACCAGAACAAGCUAAGGACCACGCGCGCUUUACGCUUCCUGGCAGCUGAGAUGCUCCUCCUUCCUUCUUCCCUCGCUCUAAUACACUCUACCGUGGGCGCGCGCAAGUGCAACGCAUCGCAUUUCUCCAGUCCACACAGAGAACCAUUUGGGUAAGACCAUUGCUAUUCGAUUCGAUCCCAUCAUCACUAGCUGCUGCAGUUGCUGCUGCUUAGCUUCAUCUCAUCAGCAGCCAACCAUUCCAAGACUGUUCUUUGCUAAAAUUAAAGAUUUAGGGGUCGUCGGAGAGCUUGCAGCAGCAUCCGAUGGAGGUUUUGGUCGACGAUGUCUGGUAAUAAUAAGGUGUUGCACACACUGGUGCUGGCAUACAUGUAUCCGCAGAUGGUAUACCAUGCAGAUGUGCGGGCGAGGGAGAUGGAGCUGGCGGCCGACAGGCAGAUGGGCUGCUCUUGCUCCCCUUUGGGAAGGAUGAUAUCGAGAAUGAUAACCAAAUGCAACGGGCGCGAAAGGCGCGUCCGCAGGUACAACGACAAGAUGGACUACGCCAUGGCGUACGCACCCGCGCAGACGUGCUACGUGCGCCCGACCGCGCGCACCGUCACCUUGGCCACCAGCAACAGCCACGCCCACGCCCACGCCCACGCCGUCCAGCCGGAGCCGCCGCAAGCGCACGCGACGGCGACGACCCUGCCCGGCACGCCGUUCCCCUCCACGGGCGCCCCACCUCAGGGCGCCCGCAAGCCCAGGAAGAAGAAGAAGAAGCGCGUCCGGUUCACGCCAUCGGGGCCGGUGCCCGCGGACGACGACGACCAGCCACCGCCGCAUCACGCGCAGCAUCACGCCGCGACGGUGGCGAGCGGCGGGGCUGCCGGCGGCACAGCCGGCGUGGUCUACCACCACCACGGUGGAGCUGAGCCGCCGACGUACCACCCAUCCCCUGCUCAUCAGCCGCCGGCACACGGCGGGCACGGGUACGCGUACGGCUACGGCUGGUACGCGCCGUCGCCGCUGCCGCGGUGGGAGACGCAGGCGGGCACGCCGAGGCGGCACGAGUACUUCUCCGGCGAGUACCGGUGGUACUACCCGACGCCGGUGCGCGAGGGCAUCUACAGCAUCGCCACCGACGCCAACGGCCGGCUGAGCACCAUCUUCAGCGAGGAGAACCCCAACGCGUGCAGCAUCGUCUGAGCAUAUUGAAUUGUUCAUUCGGUGGUCAGAGGUCACUGGUUGAAUCAGAGAAUAAAAUGACUCGUUAAUUUCUUACUUUGGACAAUUAAAGUAGUCAACUAAUUAGGAGAUCAAUGAAGAAUAUGGUUCUUGUAGUUGUGUGUAGAUAAUAUAAGCUACUACUAAGGUUGGUGAUGAAAUGGAUGGGUUCGAACGUUUUGAUGCUU
Panicum virgatum (switchgrass) is the source of this 1534-nucleotide messenger RNA. RefSeq lists its product as uncharacterized. The transcript has 2 exons. The record is from RefSeq and is a predicted model, not a curated record. Lineage: Eukaryota; Viridiplantae; Streptophyta; Magnoliopsida; Poales; Poaceae. The coding region runs from base 465 to 1328 and encodes 287 amino acids.